This is a messenger RNA of Sphaeramia orbicularis (orbiculate cardinalfish), 1981 nucleotides long. RefSeq lists its product as uncharacterized. The coding region runs from base 176 to 1063 and encodes 295 amino acids. The record is from RefSeq and is a predicted model, not a curated record. Lineage: Eukaryota; Metazoa; Chordata; Actinopteri; Kurtiformes; Apogonidae. Gene Ontology annotation, cellular component: nucleus. Gene Ontology annotation, molecular function: POU domain binding; transcription coactivator activity; sequence-specific DNA binding. The transcript is spliced from 5 exons.
UGGGGUGGCAUGUUCCAUGUGUCCCUGCCCUCCUGACAGCGUGGUUAAAGCUUCCACCAAGGCACAACACUCAGUAUGGUGCUCAACACUGGGACUGGGAUUCAGCUACUGUAGGCAAAUAGAGCAGAGGGAGAACAGAGAGGCCUCUGUGUGAGUGACAGACUGCAACAGCAUCAUGGACACAGAAUAUUCAAAGAGAAUCUACCAAGGCGUUCGAGUCAAGCACACAGUCAAAGACCUGCUGGCGGAGAAGAGAUCUCGACAGACGAAUGGGCCAAGAUACAGUGGGGGGUCGACCACUCCACCAUCCUUUGUUCAGAUGUCAGGGUCUCACAUGCUGCCCAGUUACUACAGCAUGAGGCGUCCCUUCAUCUCCGACUCAGACUUCUGUCCAUCCAACAAACAGUUCUCCCCUGAUGUCUAUUCGUCCACACUGGGGGGUAAACCUCUGGGGUGUGAGCCCUCCACAAUGACCAGCUAUCCCUCCCUCAUCGACAGCUACUACCCAGACACAUUCAGCGAUUAUCGCAGCGCCACAGCCUUCUCCAGCUCUGGAGGAUCCUUCCUGCCUUCUUCAGCACUCUCAUCCCUACUGCCCCCUUUCGGUGGAGAGUCCUCACAUUUAUUUCUGAGAGACCCAUGGGAGCAACCAGUUCCAGAACCAGUAUCCCAGGUGGAGGCUCUCUGUCCGGACAGCCUGGCCUCUGUCAGCGUCCCACCCUCCAUGCCAAGCCCCGAGCCCCCAGGCAGCCCCUCCCAGUACCGAUCCUCCAGCCGAGGCUCCUCAAUGGCCCCCAUUAGCCAGUCCUACACCCUGCACCCCCUGGAGGACGCCCAUUACCACCCCUUAACUACCAGCAGUUCAUACCCUGUCCCCUCCUCCACUUUCCCCUGUUCUCCUUACAUCAGCAGCCCUGUCAGCGACCUGGUGUCCAAGAUGGUGACAGAGGAGGGGGUCGAUGGCCACAGCAACCUCCCACCCAAUGGCGAGGCCCACCCCACUUGGGCUAAAGAGGAUGGGGUGAGCUCCUGGUCGCCUUACGAGAUCAGAAGAGCCUACUGACUGGACAGGGGAGGAGAUGGAGGUUUAACUGACUUUAAAACAAUCUAGGAGGAAGCAACAUGAAAGAACGCAGCUUCAUGAACUCAACAAGCACUUGACACUGCAGAGGGAACUUUUGACUGGAUUUUUUAAAAGUCAAAUUGCUGUGAAGUGUUUUGUUUCAAAGCAAAGAAAAAGCUCAAAUUGAUGGUAUGUGUGUGUAAUAACUGAUGUAGAUAUAGGUGUCCCGAUAAAAACCUGAGCUAAUAUAAGGUCCCACCCAUAGGUCCACUUUACAGUAGGACCACCCUUACAAUGCUUUUAUUCAAUAGGCUGUUAACACCUUAUAUUAUUUGUGUUUUUAUCCUUAAAAUUUCCAAUUUGAGGUCAACAUUUGACAGAUCAACUCAGUGCAUGUUUUAUCUGUCUGUUCCUUUAAAUCUCAGGUCUCAUCAGUGCCAAGAAACUAGGACAGGAAGGAUAAAGUGUCUUUAAAAUAGUAAUCUCUGAACAUUGCACUUCCUUCAGAACAUUAUAAAUACCAAAGAAUUACAAUCAUUAAAAGCAGUAAAUUGUAUUGUAACAUGAAAAACUCAUUUCCAAAACUUUUAUGCAUUACUACAUUGAUUUGUUAUACCAGUUGAAACAUUUUGAAUUAAACUGUGUUGCCUUACAAAUAAAUGUCAGACGUAGGUGACAGCAGGGGAGGUGUGACUGAUAUGAGUAAUCUGUUUCUCAGAAUAAUAUGGUCUGGAGAGACAAACCCCAAUAUUUAUCUGAAAUGAAUGAAAAUUCCAACUUAGCGUUUUGUUUAUUAUUAAUAAUAUCUUCCUUUCUUACACAUAUUUGUGUGUAUCUAUAUAAAUAUCAUUUAAAUAUUGGUGUUUUAUGUUUGACUCUGGAAUAAAAUGAACACAAAAAAGACUCAUGACUUGUUUC